Molecule: messenger RNA, 3374 nt
Organism: Acomys russatus (golden spiny mouse)
Lineage: Eukaryota; Metazoa; Chordata; Mammalia; Rodentia; Muridae
Gene: Brdt
Product: bromodomain testis associated
Exons: 17
Coding region: 1-2856 (951 amino acids)
Biological process (GO): chromatin remodeling; positive regulation of transcription elongation by RNA polymerase II
Cellular component (GO): chromatin; nucleus
Source: RefSeq, a predicted model, not a curated record
AUGUCUCUGUCAAGUCGACAAACAGCUAUUAUUAACCCUCCUCCACCAGAGUACCUAAACGCUAGGAAAAAUGGGCGGCAGACGAACCAGCUGCAGUUCCUGCACAAGGUGGUGCUGAAGGCGCUGUGGAGGCACAGCUUCUCCUGGCCUUUCCAGCAGCCUGUGGACGCCGUGAAACUGAAGCUGCCUGACUAUUACACCAUCAUAAAAACCCCAAUGGAUUUAAACACAAUAAAGAAGCGGUUGGAAAAUAAAUAUUAUAUGAAGGCUUCCGAAUGCAUUGAAGACUUCAAUACAAUGUUCUCAAACUGUUAUUUAUACAACAAGCCUGGAGAUGACAUUGUUCUUAUGGCCCAAGCUCUAGAGAAGUUAUUUAUACAGAAAUUAGCUCAGAUGCCACAAGAAGAGCAAGCGAUGGGUGGUAAGGAAAGAAUGAAAAAAGAUACUCAACAGAAGAUACCAGUUUCCUCUGCUGAGGAAAAACCUUUCUCCAAAGCAGUGGGAAGCCUACUUAAGCGGCAAGAGCUUCCGGCUGGCUGUCCUGAUGCAUCCCCCUUAAACACGCCUCAAGCAGGGGCCCCCACCUCUGACUCACAGACUGUGAUCCAGAUCACAAAGGGUGUGAAGAGGCGAGCAGACACAACAACUCCCACCACUUCCGCGGUCAAAGCCAGUAGCCAGCCUCCUCCAGCACUUAGAGACACAAAGCCAGCGACCAUGCCAGUGAAAGGAAACACACUGACGAAUGUUCUCCCAGACUCUCAGCAACAACACAGGACUUUACAACCAGUCGAAGUAACUGAGCAACUACAGUACUGCAGUGAGAUUCUUAAAGAAAUGCUUGCCAUGAAACAUUUGCCAUAUGCAUGGCCCUUCUAUCACCCUGUGGACACCGACGCUUUGGGACUCCGCAACUACUAUGACAUUGUCAAAAAUCCCAUGGAUCUUGGAACUAUCAAGGGGAAAAUGGACAACCAGGAAUAUAAGGAUGCGUAUGAGUUCGCUGCGGACGUCAGGCUGAUGUUUAUGAACUGCUACAAGCACAACUCUCCAGACCAUGAGGUGGUGGCCAUGGCUAGGGCGCUGCAGGAUGUUUUUGAAGUGCAUUUUGCCAAGCUCCCUGACGAGCCCUUUGAGAGCCUGUCUGCUUACCGCUUCACCACCACCAGUGCGGGAGCCCUCAGCAGAGAGGGCAGCAGCGAGGCCUCCUCCGGAGACUGCUCAUCUGAAGACCCUGAGGACGAGAGAGCGCAGCGUCUUGCCAAGCUUCAGGAGCAGCUUAAUGCUGUUCAUCAGCAGCUGCAAGUUCUGUCCCAGGUUCCAUUUCGUAAGCUAAGGAAAAAGAAUGAAAAAUGUAAAAGGGUACCAAAGAGGAAAAAGGUUAACAGCAGAGAGGAAAGCACAAAGAAAAAGCCUAAGCAAAUGAAACAAAAGGAGACGCCUAAGAGCAACCAAACAAAGAAGAAGAAGCCACUUUUGAAAUCUGAAGAGGAAGACAACGCGAAGCCCAUGAACUACGACGAGAAAAGGCAGCUGAGUCUGGACAUAAACAAACUCCCUGGAGACAAGCUUGGGCGCAUAGUUCACAUCAUACAGUCAAGGGAGCCUUCCCUGAGAAACUCCAACCCGGACGAGAUCGAGAUCGACUUUGAGACUCUGAAGGCAUCAACACUUAGAGAACUGGAGAAGUAUGUCCUGGCUUGUCUGAAGAAGCGCUCGCUGAAGCCCCAAGCCAAGAAGGCCUUCAAGUCUAAGGAAGAGCUCCAUUCUCAAAAGAAGCUGGAGCUGGAGAGGCGGCUGCUGGAUGUGAACAAUCAGCUGAAUUACAGGAAACGGCAAGCGAAGCGUCCAGCAAAGGCGGAGAAGCCGCCGCCCCGGCCGCCCCGGCCGCCCCGGCUGCCCCGGCCGCCCCCGCCGCCGCCGCCGCCGCCGCCGCCGCAGCCCUCGGAGCUGGCGAGCGGGUCCCGCCUGAGCGACAGCAGCAGCUGCAGCAGGAGCAGCGGCAGCAGCAGCUCGGGGUCCGCCAGCAGCAGCAGCGGCUCCAGCUCCUCCGACAGCAGCGACUCGGAUGCAGAAAUAUCUCCUAAAUUUACUGGCAUAAAGCAGAAUGAUUUGCCACCAAAAGGGAGUAUAAAGCAGAUACAGUCCUCUGUGGAAGGCAGAGCCUCUGCUGAGCCUCCUCUUGCUCAGCAGGCUCCGGCACCAUGUGGAGCACCAGGAAAGCACUCCCAAGAGAUGAAUGGCUGCCAUGUGUCAGCGCAGGCCAUGGAGAACAUGGAAUGUGUGCACACGCAGGCUCUUUCAGGUGAUUCCAAACAAUUCUUGAGUGGCCUCACUAUGGAGCACACCUCAGCUGAGAAUCACACAGCAGUGGGGCCUGAUUGUCACACUCCUGUGCAGAAGGAUAUAAAGAUCAAGAAUGCAGACUCUUGGAAAAGCUUAGGCAAGCCUGUGAAAGCAUCAAGUGUACUGAAAUCGUCGGAUGAGCUGUUCAACCAGUUUAGAAAAGCUGCGAUGGAGAAGGAAGUAAAAGCUCGGACGCAGGGGCAGAUGCGGCAACACAUGGAGCAUCAGCCAAAGGAGCCGAGAGCGUUGCAGGAAAGCCCAAGGGAGCUUGGAAAUGGAUUGGCUCUAGAAUCUCCAUCAGAUAAAAUGCACAGCGAGCAUCCAGGAGAGGAACAGAAGGAACAGCAGCCACCAGAAGCUCAGGACCAAAGCAAACUCUGGCUUCUCAAAGACCGGAAUUUAGCGAGGGAGAAAGAGCAGGAGCGGAGACGCAGAGAGGCAAUGGCGGGUACCAUUGAUAUGACUCUUCAAAGCGACAUUAUGACAAUGUUUGAAAAUAACUUUGAUUAAAACUCAGUUUUUAAAUUAGCUAUCAAUUUUAAAUGAAUGGUAAAAAUGUUUACAACGCAUGUGGUAAGGUGAUUAUUUUCAAAUACCAAGCUAUCAAUCAUAUAUUGUGUUUUUACUGCCCUAAGAUAAUUAAAUAUUUUUCAUUUACAUUUUCAAAAAACAUGUUCACUUUUAAUGACAUAGUUUAUAAAAUGUUUUAUAAUGUUGACCUCUAAAAGUGAAUGGGUUUUAUUCCUUCUAAAGAGGACAGUCAGCUACGCAUUACAGCCCUGACAUAAGCAAGUUUAAAAAGGAUCAUCUGAUUGGGAAAAACAGAAGAAUAUAUGAAAGUACAUAAAAACAGCUUCUGUUGAGCUUUUAACUUUCGUUUGUUUAUCUGAGCCAAAUAUUGUUUGUUUCUUGGCUGUGUUGAACUCAACAGUAUAUCCAAGGAUGACCUUAAACUCCUCUUCCCUGCCCUCACCUCUCAAGUGACCUCUCAAGUGCUGGGAAUAGCUGAGUGUGCCGGCAUGCCUGGC